CGGAGUGCCGGGAUCUCUCUCGCAAGCUUCGACAUUUUGAGGUGAGACCCCAGACGAACGCAGUAACGCUCGAUGGCAUCACUGGGGACGCCGGCGAUGCUACCACAGUGCACGUCGUGUAUACGACGCGUGGCGCGGUUGGGGUUUGAAGCGUGGAAGCCGCUGCAGCAGGUGCGGAAUAAGUCGAAGGCUGCGAGGGAGGCAGAGCGCAACAUUGUCGUGAAGCUGCUGCAGGAUGUCCCUAGGUUUGGGCGUACAGGCUCCUAUAUUCCCAUCAACCCAGCGUUGAUGAGGAAUCGCUGGUUCCCCUCGCGCAUCGCGGACUACGUCCCCGCAGUCCAGCUCAAGCAAUUGAAGGCCCAAGGCGUCGACAUGAGCCGCGACUUCACAUAUGGCGUCAGGGUAGCUUUGGAAGAGGUCGAGGAGGACGAGCAGGACUUCAUACAGCAGUCGAAGCACUACGUGCGGCCAAUUGAGAUUGACUUUCUUAGUCCCGCGCGCUCAAUGGAGCUCCUAAACACCUUCGUCCCACCCACGAUCGAUUUCGCCCGCCAAACUAUAGAGCAGGACAAAGCAGAGACGGGACGGCGAUACGGCGCAUCCGAUGCAGCUGAUAUAUUGACGGCGGCUGCUAUGGCACACAAGCCCAAGCCGGCUGCCAAUGGAAUCUACGGCUCCGUGUCAACAGCGGAUAUCGUUGCGACGAUCAAAGCUGCUCUGGCACACAACGACGAGGCGGCGCGCGUUAUCCUGUCAGAAGGCGAUGUGAAGUUCGUCACAGGGCAUGAGGAGGACGACACGUCGCGCGUGAAGCAGCUAGGGAUGUUCAAGGUCGAGAUCAAGGUCCAGGGUGCUGAGGAGCCUCUCACAAGGAACGUCCGUGUUCGAGCGAAGGAGUAGGCGACAGGCAGGAGAAGAGAGGAUAUAGGAAGGUCCCGCCUCAGGGCCUUCUGCGGGCAGUACGGGAUGCGGCCUCAACCUCGGACGUUUCUCCGUUCACUGUAAAGAUACCUGUACACAUAACUAAAUGCCGAGUUGGUUCGCUUCGGGAAAAUGGGAGACGAGGCGUGAGGCGGCUCUACGGAAUACGACAGCCUCGACCUAGGGAGCAU
Messenger RNA from Trematosphaeria pertusa, 1112 nucleotides. RefSeq lists its product as uncharacterized. The transcript is spliced from 3 exons. The record is from RefSeq and is a predicted model, not a curated record. Lineage: Eukaryota; Fungi; Ascomycota; Dothideomycetes; Pleosporales; Trematosphaeriaceae. Gene Ontology annotation, cellular component: ribosome; mitochondrion. Bases 73 to 900 code for a protein of 275 amino acids. Gene Ontology annotation, biological process: translation. Gene Ontology annotation, molecular function: structural constituent of ribosome.